Messenger RNA from Vanrija pseudolonga, 876 nucleotides. RefSeq names its product Putative fructose-bisphosphate aldolase. The transcript is spliced from 2 exons. Gene Ontology annotation, biological process: carbohydrate metabolic process. Bases 1 to 876 code for a protein of 291 amino acids. NCBI's taxonomy places the organism in Eukaryota, Fungi, Basidiomycota, Tremellomycetes, Trichosporonales, Trichosporonaceae. Gene Ontology annotation, molecular function: aldehyde-lyase activity; zinc ion binding. The record is from RefSeq and is a predicted model, not a curated record.
AUGUCCGGCCUCAAGAACAACCGCACGCUCGAGAUCCUGCGCAAGGCCGAGGAGGGCCGCUACGGCAUCCUCGCGCAGUGCGUCUACGACGCCAACCAGGCGCUGGCGUUUGUGCGCGCGUGCGAGGCGAAGCGGAGCCCAGGCAUCCUGCAGCUGUUCCCCAUUACUGUCAAGCUCGGGGGUGGCCCGUUCCUGCGGUACUGCAUCGACAUCUGCCACGCCGCCUCGGUCCCCAUCUCAGUCCACAUGGACCACGCGACCGACGCCGAGGCGCUCGAGCAGGCGAUCGGGCUGGCCGAGCAGGGCAUUGCGUUCGACUCGAUCAUGGUCGACGCGAGCCACGCCGAGACGGACGAGGAGAACAUUGCCAUUGCGGUCCCCUACAUCCAGCGGUGCAACGCGCUCGGCAUCGCGACCGAGGUCGAGCUCGGCCGCUUGGAGGGCGGCGAGGCCGGCCUGCGCGUCAUCGACGGCGGCAUGCUCACCGACCCGAGCAAGGCCGAGGCCUUCAUGGCCGCCACCGGCGCCGACAUCCUCGCGCCCUCCAUCGGUAACCUCCACGGAAGCUACAAGUUUGUCGAGGGCGGGCCCAACUUCCGCCAGGAGAUCCUCAAGGACCUCCAGAAGAAGGACAAGGUCCCCUACCUCUGCCUCCACGGAACCGACGAGAUCUCGGACGACCUCUUCCGCGAGUGCAUCGCAAACGGCGUCUCCAAGGUCAACGUCAACUCGUGGCUCCGUGACCCGUACUGUGUCGCCUUGGCCGAGGGCCUCACGACAAAGUCGAUGCCCGAGGCCAUCGACGACGCCAUCGAGGCGCUCGAGCAGUCGGCGUACCGCUUCUUCGACCUCCUGGGGUCCGCGGGCAAGGCCUAG